This is a messenger RNA of Magnolia sinica, 1425 nucleotides long. RefSeq lists its product as uncharacterized. The record is from RefSeq and is a predicted model, not a curated record. Bases 18 to 1253 code for a protein of 411 amino acids. Lineage: Eukaryota; Viridiplantae; Streptophyta; Magnoliopsida; Magnoliales; Magnoliaceae. Gene Ontology annotation, biological process: peptidoglycan biosynthetic process. The transcript has 5 exons. Gene Ontology annotation, molecular function: peptidoglycan glycosyltransferase activity.
AUCUACCGAACGGUUGAAUGGUGGCGGACCCCACAAAGCUCGACGAAUGCCAACUACCACGCGUCGAAUGUGUGACCGAUGCCAUCAUGUGUAUGUGUGUAUAUAUCGGCUCUCUUCCAAUGCAAUCCCAACCAAUUCAAUCGGUCAUGUCCUCUUGGAUUGCCUCCCAUCAACGGCUCAUCAUCGACAAGAAGAAGAGGAUCGGCGGUCACUCCUCACCACCGUCCAUCAAACGGCUCACUCGAUCCCACAAAACUCCAUUCCCUUUCCUCCCCAACUCCAUAAUACUUCGUACGAUCCUCGACCCGCCAAAAUCUUCCUCAAAUCCCACCACACCAACCCCUUUCUCUUUCCUUUACCCUUUCCCUUUCCCUUUCCAAGUCGUCCUCCCUUCUCUCAUCUUCUCUGCUGCCCUUCUCUCUCUUCGUCUCCUUCCCCAAGAUCUUCCUCUUCGCUGGCACCGCCUCCUCGUUUUCUCCGAAGAGGCCGAGUCUGCUGCGGCCAAAAUCCCCUCUCAUGUCUGGCAAGCAGUUGUGGCCUGCGAAGAUCGCCGCUUCUUCUCGCACUGUGGAAUUGAUCUUAUCGGGAUAUGGCGGGCUAUAUUGCUCUUUCCAGCUGGAGGUGGCGGCAGCACUAUCACUCAGCAGCUUGUGAAAAAUGUCUUCUUAAAGCAUGAACGUAAGUUUUCAAGAAAAAUUAUAGAGGUGGUGUUGGCAUUGAUAUUGGAGAUGAAGAUGUCAAAAUGGAAAAUUCUAUGUUCCUAUCUGAGUAAGAUAUAUUGGGGACAUGGGAUGUAUGGAAUUGAGUCGGCAUCUGCCUUUUAUUUUGGGAAGCACCCUUCCUUUCUCAGUUUGGCAGAAUCUGCAAUGUUGGCCGGGAUUAUACCUUCACCUGAGCGUCGAUCACCGCUAAGGGAACCAAGCAGAGGGAAGAUCGCCCAAGCUAGAGCAUUGAGGAGGAUGGUUGAAGCAGGCUUUCUUGAUAUUGAGACAGCACUGUUGGUCGUAAACCAACCUCUCCGUUUACGCUUUGAUGAGCCAGAACAUGCAAAUGGACCAUCAUGCAAUACAUGUUCUUUUGGAGAGGAAGCUGGGGAGUCCAAGAAAAAGACAGGCAAAACCACAGCUAUCAAAGAAGUUUGGAAUUGGGAGAAGGCAAGUGCUGUGUGGGAAGUUAGAGAAGAUAUGGAAAAAUGGGCAUUAAGGAUUCAGAAAAGAACCUCUGUGAUUAUGUCUAUUGGAAAAUCAAACUGAAUCUUUUGUUAGAUAUUGGUAAGAAAUGCCUUCCUUUCUCACGUGCUGGCUCAAAAUUUACUGAAAGGUACUUUCUUUUAAAAUAUGCAGUUAUUGAGGAAUUGUAUGAUUUUCAGACUGACAACCUAGUCUAUACAAGUGGGGAUCAAAUUCCUUGUGAUUGCUUUAGCAA